Pecten maximus is the source of this 5392-nucleotide messenger RNA. Its product is annotated as kinesin-like protein KIF23. Bases 134 to 2821 code for a protein of 895 amino acids. The record is from RefSeq and is a predicted model, not a curated record. NCBI's taxonomy places the organism in Eukaryota, Metazoa, Mollusca, Bivalvia, Pectinida, Pectinidae. Gene Ontology annotation, biological process: microtubule-based movement. Gene Ontology annotation, cellular component: kinesin complex; microtubule; nucleus. Gene Ontology annotation, molecular function: ATP binding; microtubule motor activity; microtubule binding. The transcript has 25 exons.
UCAUUGGUCGAUUACACAGGAAAGAGGUAAAUUCGAAAAGACAAGCCAGGUGGUGUUUACAGUGAGGAAUUUAGGUCGUAAACAGAAAACUUGUCUCAUAUAAUGACCAGGAAUAAUCAGUGAAAAAUACAAAAUGAAACCACAACGCGGAAAAACACCAAAGAAGAAGAAUGCAACACAAACAGAUCCAGUCGAGGUGUACUGUAGGAUACGUCCCCUUGACAAUCCUGAUGAUCCGACUUGUAUUAAAGCUCUUAACAAUACUGUCAUUCAACUAAUACCUCCUCAGAACACAGAGAGGGUGACAAGAAAUGGCCAGGUGAAAGAGUACCAGUACACAUUCCAGUAUUUAUUUGAUGAGUAUUCAUCACAGAAAAAGAUAUUUGACUAUGUGGCUAUGCCCCUGAUGGAGGAUCUCAUCAAUGGCAAAAAUGGUCUGCUGUUUUCAUAUGGUAUCACAUCAUCUGGGAAGACCUACACAAUGACUGGUGUGCCACAGGAUCAGGGCAUCCUCCCCCGCUGUCUUGAUGUCCUUUUCAACACCAUUGAGGGACUCCAGGCCAAGAAAUAUGUGUUCAAGCCAGACAGAAUGAACAGUUACGAAGUACAGAGUGAAGUAGAUGCCAUGAUGGAGAGACAGAAGAAAGACAUACUGCCAGGAAUGACAACUCCGAAAACACCCAGACACAGGGACGGUUUUGAAGUAGAGGAUCAUGGCCGUGUGGAGGAUGGGGAUCGUGUAGAAAACGUGGAUGAAGACAACAAUUAUGCAGUGUUUGUGUCAUACACAGAGAUAUACAACAACUAUGUUUACGACCUCCUGGAAGAGCUCCCUUGGGAUCCAAUAGUGGGCUACAAACCUCCACAGUCCAAGUUAUUGAGGACUGACUCCCAGGACACCAUGUAUGUGAUGAACUGUGUGGAGGUGGAAUGCAAGAGUACACAGGAGGCUCUCAACAUUCUCUACAGAGGUCAGAAGAGAAGAAAAGUAGCACACACAGCACUGAAUGCCGAGUCAAGUAGAAGUCACAGCAUAUUCAACAUCCGCCUAGUACAGGCUCCACUAGACCCCAGGGGUGAGGAGGUCUUACAGGAUGCUGACAAGGUUUGUGUUAGCCAGCUGUCGUUGGUGGAUCUGGCUGGUAGUGAACGCUGUCAUAGGACAGGCAACAUGGGUGAUAGACUGAAAGAGGCUGGUAACAUCAACCAGUCUCUGAUGGUGCUGAAGACAUGUAUGAAACUACUGAGAGAGAACCAGAAGAACAGUGAGAAUAAGAUGGUGCCGUACAGAGAUUCAAAGCUAACCCACUUGUUCAAGAACUAUUUUGACGGGGAUGGGAAAGUUCGGAUGAUUGUGUGUGUCAACCCCCGAGCUGAGGAGUACGAUGAAACCAUUCAUGUGAUGAAAUUCGCGGAGCUGACACAGGAAGUGAUGGUUGCAAGGUCACAGCAGGUCAAGUUUGACAUUGGUCUGACUCCUGGCCGUCGUAGGAUGAACCAGCAAUACAAGGAAGCAUUAGCCGAUAUUCCACUUAUAGAUGAAGAGAUGCCCAUGGUACAGCCGAUAGCUUACAGCUUGGGACCAAGUUUCCCAUCUCUAGAGGUGCUUCACUCUCGUGAUGAUUUCACAAUGAACCAACUGCAGAACUUCUUAGAAGACCGUUACAAACGCAGGGAAAACUUACUAAUGGACUAUAACAGGAAACAGGAGCAGUUCCGUGCCGAGCUGGUCGUAUUUGAGAAAGAGUACUCAGCAACAAAGGUAAAGAAUUCCGAGCUACAGACAGUGCUGGAUAAGAAGGAAUCUUAUAUACAGAAGCUGGAGGCACGGCUACGUAGUACAGAAAAGAAAAAUGAGGAAAUGUCAAAGACAAUCAAGAUGUCAGAACGUGAGCGCCGGGAACUGGAUGCAAAGCUCCAGGAUAAGAAUGUAAAGAUUCGACAGGAACGGUCCGAGAAGGAACGACUGAAGAAUGACUUUAGGACCCGACUGGAAAUGAAUAAUCACCACUGGGAGAAAAAUCUGGAAAAAGAAAAACAUAAAAUAGAAUCAGAAUUUGGAGGUCAGAUCUGGGAAAAACAGAAAAAGUUGAAUCUGUUAAGGAGUAUAGUGAAUGACAAGGAUAAUAAUUUUGAGGAGCCUAGAGGAGGAUUCAGGACCCCUGCCCCCAAACCACGUACAUUCACCACUCCCAGUAAGAUCAUGACUGCCAAAUCAGAGACAGACAUUUCAUCAGUUGGAACCAACUCAACUCCCAGGACUCGUACUGCGACAGGGACAGUGAGUUCUGCCCGGGCCGCAUACCAACAGAGGAUAGCCUCGUCACAGGCCAGCAGAAAUACUCCGGUGUACAACCCGAGACAUCGAAGGUCAAGGUCAUCCAACGCUGAGAUUUGGUUGGACCAUAAACCAGCUGGAAAUGUUGAAUUGGCUGUUGGAAAGGAUGGAUUUUUUGAAUACACUGUACUACAGCCAAAGAUGAAGAAAAAGAAGUCUGUAACCAAGUUAGAGGUGAAGGACACCAAGGAAGUGUCCAAAUACUGUCUGACACAUCAACAAAUGGACAGUGGUGGGGAACUGGAGACUAAACUUGUCAAGGGUGAUGUGAUGCCAACAGCCGCUGGGGGUACAGCAGUAGUGUUUACUGAUGUGGAGAGUCUCAAACAGAAAUCACCCGGGACGAGGAAGAGGAGAAGCUCUUGUCCACAGCCAACAGACUACGAGGGGGACUGGACUGACACUGAAGAAAGGUGUAGGAUUGCUAUUGAGGGGCAUAGCAGAAAACGUAGUCGAGGAACAGAGAGAGAAUCGCGGGUGUAGGACACUGCAGCUGAGAAACUGAUCUGUGAUAUUGGGAGGGACGUGAUUGUGGAAUUCUUACACAUUCAGGCAAAUACAAGACACACAAAAAUCAAUUAAUCUUGGGGAAGAUUGAACAAUAGUACAGAUUUGCUGAAAAUGUGUUAAGCUUGAGAGUUUGAGAACAGAAAUCUCAAAUGUUUGUUUAUGAAUAUCCAACUGACACGUGUGUUUGUGGUACAAGACUUUCACUCUGGAUUACUUCAGAUUUUAGUAUGUAGAUAUAGGCCUGUAUUUCAUCGAAGUUUAUAAUGGCAGUAAAGACAACAUCAUUACAGAGGUACUUGUAUAGUGAAUUAAACCUGCAGGCCAAAUCCAUGGGUAUAAUGCCUAAAUUCAAAUGAUUUUGAUUUCCAUGAAAGACAGAAAGACAACGUAGGAAAUUAUAUGUUCUCUAUUAAAUACUUUUCAAAGUUUAUACUUCAAUUUUAAUGGUAAAUUCAUGUGUUCAGUUAUACUAAAAGUAAUUAAUCAAAAUUUUAGAAAAUUAUCUUUAGAAAAUUUCUGAGAAAUGUAAUGAUAUGUAAUCUACAUAGCGCACAGCCGUGUAUAGGUUACCCAGGCUCUAAUUUCAUCAAUUUUCCUAAUCUUGAAAUUCUCCAUAGAAAACCAGGAUUGGAUUAAAGAAAAAAUAUUGAGAAUUUUUUCUUACGUUCUGAUACAGCUAUUCCAGUAAAAUAUAUAUCCAUUGAAAGGAUUCCAGAAAAUAACAAAAAUGUAUGAUUGGUUGGUGCUGGAGAAAAUUGCCACUUAUUAUGUGAUAGGUGCUGGAGAAAAUGCCACUUAUUUAAUAUGUGGUACUCUUUGAAUUAAAUCACUUCUACUGGUGGUACCUCUACAGGUGGUACCUGGGUAUGACUAUCCUGGAGACCUCCCGUUGGGUAGAUAUUUUACUUGGGUAGCCUUUAUGCAUUCUUAUGAAAAAUUUUAAUUUUAGGAUUUUGAUGAAACUGGGGCCAGUGGCUUUAGGAGCUGGUGCAAAGUUUUAAUGUAUAGGUGUAUUCAUGUAGUUUGUAUAAAAUUUGUAUUCUUUCUGUAUUCACAUUCUUAAACAUUGUUUUAACGCUGCAUCAUCUAUUAUGUAUUCAACAAUAUUUACGAAUUUUUGACUGAAUUAUGAAAUUGCUUAUGUUCUAAAUCUUGAAGAUUCCAAAUGUAGAGAUCAUUGACAAUCUACACUGUACAACACCAUUCACCUCUGGACAUUUUUUUCUUUCCUUUUUUCUCCCUUAUCUGUCACUUCAUUCCUUUUAAAAUUCCACUUUGGAUUCUAACAGCUGAUGUAAGAUAUCAAAUAUUACCUUAAAUUAAGGUCCUUUGUAGUCACACUGCAGAAAAAUAAAACAUACAUAUGAUGUGUUAUUAUUUCCUUCUUAAUUCACACUUCAUUUCGGACUAAAAAUACCUGUUUCUGCUGACCACUAUAGAAUAGCAUUCCUUAAUUGGUAAAACAUUACUAUUGUACCUACACUUAAGUGGUUUUUGUUGUUUUUUGUUGUUGAUAUUUUCAAGGAAGGACUGUGAAAAAGUCAUGAUACCUUGUCUUUAUAUAACUUUAGUACAUGCUAUUUAACAAUUAAAAGAUUUUCCACCUAUCUUCCAUAUUCUUCUGGUUUGUUGGGAGAAAUUCAUGUUUAUUUUUAGGCCUUAUUGGACAUAAUUACACUGUAAAAUGAUUUUGACUCCAAUGUGAAGAAAAUAGAACGCUUCCUCUUUAUAAAUAUUUUCUUUUUAAUUUAAUUUUUUUUUUAUUUAUUUAUUGCAAAAUCAUGUUAAGUUAUAUUAGUGAUUGCUUUUGUAUUUCUAAAGUAUUUUGGACACAAAACAGUUUAGUCAGAAUGAUUCUAUCUAUCUGCUGUAUUAUACUGUUAGAGGCGGUGAAUAGCAAGAAUCAUUCGGACUAAAAUGCAAACUGUCAACUAUUUUAUGUACUUGUGUUUUUUUUUAUAUUAUUUAUGCAGUCUCGAUAGCGACCUGUUUUGAUUAAUGUGUUCAGUUCUCAGAAUUGGAUUCAGCUGAGUGCUUUAUACUGCCAAUAGAAAUAUUAAAACAGAUAUAUGGCAGUGUUAAAAAUUCUCCUUUUGACUGGGAACAAUGCAUAAAUUUCAGGAAAACGUAACUGAAACAUUUUGUAAAGAAAAUAAAUUAUGUUCUUAGAACAUUAAUGUUUGGUUUUGUGGUGCUAGAUUAUAUUACUCUAAUUUUUCUCGUAACCUCUCUUUCUCUUGUCUCUUUUUGUCAUUGUUCUACAAAACACUUAGCUCAAUAAUGAAAAUUAGAAACAAGUCCUAUCAUCAUAUACCAGUUUAAAAUGGAGGAUUGGCUUGACAAAGUUCUUGCCAGUAUUUUUGACCAACAGACUGAUUUCAAAAACAAACAUUGGCUAUAUAGAUAUUUACUGGUGCUGCUAACUAGAAACUACUGAACAUUUGACAGGAUAUUUUGAUAUAUAUUGUAAAUUCUGAAUGUAUUUUAAAAUAAUUAUGACUGUUCUGUAUGUAUAUCGUAUGUAAAUAAAAUUGUAUAAUAAUA